GGCCGCAGCGCGCCCUCCGCCCCGAGAGCCGCGACCGCCCGGCCGAGCGGGGCCGGGGCGCGGGAGUGUGCGCCGCCGCCGGGGAGCGGCCCGGAGCCCGCGAUGGAAUAAUGCCCAGCGGCCCGCCCGGUCCCGGUAAUUUUCGGAUGUGACGGCUGAGACAUGAGAUCUUCAGCCUCCAGGCUCUCCAGUUUUUCGUCGAGAGAUUCACUAUGGAAUCGGAUGCCGGACCAGAUCUCCGUCUCCGAGUUCAUCGCCGAGACCACCGAGGACUACAACUCGCCCACCACGUCCAGCUUCACCACCCGGCUGCACAACUGCAGGAACACCGUCACGCUCCUGGAGGAGGCUCUAGACCAAGAUAGAACAGCCUUACAGAAAGUGAAGAAGUCUGUAAAAGCAAUAUAUAAUUCCGGUCAAGAUCAUGUACAAAAUGAAGAAAACUAUGCACAAGUUCUUGAUAAGUUUGGGAGCAAUUUUUUAAGCCGAGACAACCCAGAUCUUGGUACCGCUUUUGUCAAGUUUUCUACUCUUACAAAGGAGCUGUCCACACUGCUGAAAAAUCUGCUCCAGGGUCUGAGCCACAAUGUGAUCUUCACCUUGGAUUCCUUGUUAAAAGGGGACCUAAAAGGAGUCAAAGGAGAUCUCAAGAAGCCAUUUGACAAAGCUUGGAAAGAUUAUGAGACGAAGUUUACAAAAAUUGAAAAGGAGAAAAGAGAGCAUGCGAAGCAGCAUGGGAUGAUCCGCACGGAGAUAACAGGAGCUGAGAUUGCAGAAGAAAUGGAGAAGGAAAGGCGCCUCUUUCAGCUCCAAAUGUGUGAAUAUCUCAUUAAAGUUAAUGAAAUCAAGACCAAAAAGGGUGUGGAUCUGCUGCAGAAUCUUAUAAAGUAUUACCAUGCCCAGUGCAAUUUCUUUCAAGAUGGUUUGAAAACAGCUGAUAAAUUGAAGCAGUACAUUGAAAAACUGGCUGCUGAUUUGUAUAAUAUUAAACAGACCCAGGAUGAAGAAAAGAAACAGCUAACUGCACUCCGAGACUUAAUAAAAUCCUCUCUUCAACUUGAUCAGAAAGAAGUAGGUGGUCUCCACAUUUCCCACAGGGCUUACAGUGAUUCCCAGAGCCGGCAAGGAGGAUACAGCAUGCAUCAGCUCCAGGGCAAUAAGGAAUAUGGCAGUGAGAAGAAGGGGUACCUGCUGAAGAAAAGUGAUGGGCUCCGUAAAGUGUGGCAGAGAAGAAAGUGUGCUGUUAAGAAUGGGAUUCUGACCAUCUCACACGCCACAUCCAACAGGCAACCAGCUAAGUUGAACCUUCUCACCUGCCAGGUGAAACCGAAUGCCGAGGACAAGAAGUCGUUUGACCUAAUAUCACAUAAUAGGACGUAUCACUUUCAGGCAGAAGAUGAGCAGGAUUAUGUAGCGUGGAUCUCAGUAUUGACAAAUAGCAAAGAAGAGGCCCUAACCAUGGCCUUCCGUGGGGAGCAGAGCACAGGGGAGAACAGCUUGGAAGAUCUGACAAAAGCCAUUAUUGAGGACGUUCAGCGGCUCCCCGGAAAUGAUGUCUGCUGCGAUUGUGGCUCGUCAGAACCCACCUGGCUUUCAACCAACUUGGGUAUUUUGACCUGUAUAGAAUGUUCCGGCAUCCAUAGGGAAAUGGGGGUUCAUAUUUCUCGCAUUCAGUCUUUGGAACUAGACAAAUUAGGAACUUCUGAACUCUUGCUGGCCAAGAAUGUAGGAAACAAUAGUUUUAAUGAUAUUAUGGAAGCAAAUUUACCCAGCCCCUCACCAAAACCCACUCCUUCAAGUGACAUGACUGUACGGAAAGAAUAUAUCACUGCAAAAUAUGUAGAUCAUAGGUUUUCAAGGAAGACCUAUUCAUCUUCAUCAGCUAAACUGAAUGAAUUGCUUGAAGCCAUCAAAUCCAGGGACUUACUUGCACUAAUUCAAGUCUAUGCAGACGGGGUAGAGCUAAUGGAACCACUGCUGGAACCCGGACAGGAGCUUGGGGAGACAGCCCUUCACCUUGCAGUCCGAACUGCAGACCAGACAUCUCUCCAUUUGGUUGACUUCCUUGUGCAAAACUGCGGAAACCUGGAUAAGCAGACAGCCCUAGGAAACACAGCUCUGCACUACUGCAGUAUGUACAGCAGGCCCGAGUGCUUGAAACUGCUUCUCAGGAGCAAGCCCACGGUGGAUGUCGUUAACCAGGCUGGAGAGACUGCCCUGGACAUAGCAAAGAGACUGAAAGCCACCCAGUGUGAAGAUCUGCUUUCCCAGGCUAAAUCUGGAAAGUUCAAUCCACAUGUCCACGUCGAGUAUGAGUGGAAUCUGCGACAGGAGGAGAUGGACGAGAGUGAUGAUGACCUGGAUGACAAACCGAGCCCAAUCAAGAAAGAGCGCUCGCCGAGACCUCAGAGCUUCUGCCACUCGUCCAGUAUCUCCCCGCAGGACAAGCUGUCACUGCCAGGGUUCAGCACUCCAAGGGACAAACAGCGGCUCUCCUACGGCGCCUUCACCAACCAGAGCUUCGUCUCCACAAGCACAGACUCACCCACAUCACCGACCACAGAGGCACCCCCGCUGCCUCCUAGAAACGCCGGGAAAGGUCCAACUGGCCCACCUUCAACACUCCCUCUAAGCACCCAGACCUCUAGUGGCAGCUCCACCCUGUCCAAGAAGAGGCCUCCUCCCCCACCACCCGGACACAAGAGAACCCUGUCUGACCCUCCCAGCCCACUACCUCACGGGCCCCCAAACAAAGGCGCAAUUCCUUGGGGUAAUGAUGUGGGUCCAUCAUCGUCAAGUAAGACCACAAACAAGUUUGAGGGGCUGUCUCAGCAAUCGAGCACUGGUUCGGCAAAGACUGCCCUUGGCCCAAGAGUUCUUCCUAAACUACCUCAGAAAGUGGCACUAAGGAAAACAGAAACCAGCCAUCAUCUCUCCCUGGACAAAGCCAGUGUCCCACCCGAAAUCUUUCAAAAAUCGUCCCAGUUGGUAGAGUUCCCACAAAAGCCACCACAUGGAGACCUGCCCCCAAAACCCACAGAACUGGCUCCCAAACCCCAAAUUGGAGACUUACCCCCUAAGCCAGGAGAGCUGCCCCCCAAGCCACAGCUGGGCGACCUGCCCCCCAAGCCCCAGCUCUCAGACUUGCCUCCCAAGCCGCAGAUGAAGGACCUGCCCCCCAAGCCGCAGCUGGGAGACCUGCUGGCAAAACCCCAGGUGGGAGACGUCUCGCCCAAGGCUCAACAGCCCUCAGAGGUCGCGCAAAAGCCGCACCCUGUGGAUCUCUCCCCCAGUGUGCCAGCCCGAGAUGCCAUCCAAAAGCAAGCGUCCGAAGACUCCAAUGACCUCACGCCCACUCUGCCAGAGACACCUGUGCCGCUGCCCCGGAAAAUCAAUACGGGGAAGAACAAGGUGAGGCGGGUGAAGACCAUUUACGACUGCCAGGCGGACAAUGACGACGAGCUCACCUUCCUGGAGGGGGAAGUGAUCGUCGUCACGGGGGAGGAGGACCAGGAGUGGUGGAUCGGGCAUAUCGAAGGACAGCCUGAAAGGAAGGGGGUCUUUCCAGUGUCCUUUGUUCACAUCCUGUCCGACUAGCAAAAAAGGCAGAGCCUUAAGAUUGUCCACAUCCUUCAUGCAAGACUGCUGCCUCCACAUAAUCCUGUGCACAACAUGUAUAUAGCUGCUGUUACAGAAUGAGAAACUCAUGGAAAGGCCACCUCAGGAGGGGGAUCUGGUGUGUGUUGUAAAUAUCCUGUGGUCUUCUGCCGUCGCCAGUAUUAGGGUAGCCUUGGGACCCGGCACGCCUUACUGGUUUGCCAAAGCUGUCCUUGGCAUCUAGCACUUACAUCUCAGUCUGUGCUCUUUUCCAAGCAAGCAAACAAAAUCGGGAAUAUAGGAGCUGCUGGCUUUGCAGAGAAGUGGUCUCCAGCAACCGUUGAAAGGCAUAGAACUGACUCUGUGCUCCUAAUGAAACAGUAUUCUCAGUUAUGUUACUGAAAAUGCCACAUUAGCAAAGAGGUGGGUUCUGUUCUCCAGGUGAAACUUUAAGCUCCACAACAGACCAACCUGUGGUUACCUGUGUGUACAGUUUACAGCUCCAAAACCUACUUGGGUAUUUAUUACAGAAAAGUGCUCAGUUAAAUGUAAGUGUUAUUCCUUCAGCAAAAUACUCACUGACCCAAAACCUUUGGUGUCAUUUUCCAGUGCCCACCGCCUCAUGAAAGUUAGGACAAGUGGAUUUAUACUGUCUUAUGAUGCUGAGUGCCCACCCCUGAGAUAUUACCUCAUUAUGCAAAAAGAACAUAUCCUCCAUGACUAUUUUGACAGAAGUUUAAAAUUCAUCUGAAGUUCAACUUUCAGGAACCAAGGACUGCCAGAAAAUAUUAGCCUCUAUAUUAUGCAUGCAUUUAGAAGCUUACCUGAAAUCUGCCUUUUAUAAAGGAAUAGUAUGGCUGAGUUGAACUGUACAUUUUUUUAAACUUGAUUGCCAUUAAAGCAGAAAUUAAUAAGGUUGCAACAAUAUUUGUUUCCAGUCAUUUGACCUUCUCAAGACUAUGAUUUACAUACCAUAUUAUGAAUUAGCAUCCUUCAGAUGAGUUAAAGGAUCUGAUGCGUCCAUUUAAAUUAUUUUUUUAGUUUUGUUCUCAGUAAACUUUUGAAAGAUUACCUAUGCACGAAGAUGACAAAUUUAAAACGCAACCCUUCACAGAGUUUUCCCCCUGUAGAAUCAGGUGCUGAACCCAACCCCCUUUUUCCAUGCUCUUCAUUAAACCUUCCGCACAGGCAGGUUUCCAGUCUUCAGCUCUAUUCAGUAGACUCGUCACCUUCAAGUCAAUUCAUAACCAAGUGUGAAUGAACACUGCUCUGAGUUGCACUGUGAACAUGCUCUUCUGCAAGGAGCCCCUCCCGUUCACUCGUCUUCGCAGCCGUGUUUAUCGGACCAUUAAGAACAUCAUGGGUAUUUCAGUCUUUUAUGUCAGUCUGAAUUUUGAAAAGAAUGUGGUUCAUUUCACUCCACAGUGAGUGGGGCUGCUCUCUGAUUCCAAGGCUCAUGUGUCAUUCUGGCAUUACUUUUGCUUAACCUGCUGUAUUGGCAACAGCACAGAAAACUAACAUUUUUAAGCAGAUAACCUCGGCAAUGAGUGAGAAAUGGUCAUUUCACAGAAGCACAACUCCCAACCCAACCCUGAGGAAACGUCCCCUUUCAUGGAGUCCCAGUGCUCAGUGAAUAUUAAUUUAGCUCUGCUUAUGUGAUUACUAUGAAAACUUUGAAUAGCCACCUAAUAAAUAACCUUGCAUGUCAAACCUGCAACAUAUCUUAUCAGCUUUGUCGGAGAGUGAUUUUAGGCAAUUGCUUCGUCAGUGUCAUGGCACAUCGAGUCCCAUGCCACCUGAGAGCAUCACGAACCAGCUGGUGUGCUGCCGUGUGGCUGACAGUGUUUGUAGCCUUCGUACUUAAGCGACACUGGUGUCAGGACAGGAAAUCACCUUCUGAAGUUACUUAGUGUCCUGGUUCAUGCAAUUACACAGUUUAAGUUGCAUUAAAUAAUUAUUCAUUUCUGUGGCCUAUAGUAUUUUCAGCUGAUCUCAAAAUAAACUUUUUCUUUUUAAUGCAAAAACUAGAUGUCUAAAAUUACAUGGAGUCAUUGUCUAUUCUUUUUCCCCUUUUGCAGCAACUUACACAAAUGCAUUUUUUAAUACCUUUUUUUCUGGUUUUGUUUUUGUUUCCAUCAGGAAUUUUAGUUGUCUCUAAUCCAGCUUACUCUGGGGACAUAGGAAAGCUAGGUAUAAAUAACUUUGGUAAUCUUAGUUGAGUUUAAACUGAUACUGUUCUUAAACUCAAUGAGCCACUAUCUGCAAUUUUGUACAUGAUAUAGUAUUUUGAAGGUAUGGAACCUUACGAAAAAAUAGCUAGGUUUUUUUUCCUCCAGAGGGGAAAGGUAUGUUCUGCAAAUAGUGUGUGUCUUAUUUUACUGUUGAACAGCAAUUGCUAUUUAUUUUUUUAUUGCCUAGAACUUCAACAUGUUGUAUAGGAAUCCCGUAGUGCCGCUAGUUCAAUUCCGAAUUCUCAUCUGGAUGUUCCAGUCAAACAUCAGUACACUUGUCAUUUCACAUGUGUUUAAUGUGACAGUUUUUCAGUACUGUAUGUGUUAAUUUCUACUUUUUUUAAUAUUUAAAAUUGCUUUUAAAUAAACAUAUUCUCAGUUGAUCCCAAA
Molecule: messenger RNA, 6218 nt
Organism: Manis pentadactyla (Chinese pangolin)
Lineage: Eukaryota; Metazoa; Chordata; Mammalia; Pholidota; Manidae
Gene: ASAP1
Product: ArfGAP with SH3 domain, ankyrin repeat and PH domain 1
Exons: 30
Coding region: 163-3597 (1144 amino acids)
Biological process (GO): positive regulation of GTPase activity
Cellular component (GO): cytoplasm
Molecular function (GO): protein binding; GTPase activator activity
Source: RefSeq, a predicted model, not a curated record